This is a messenger RNA of Chelonia mydas (Green sea turtle), 6897 nucleotides long. It is a transcript of the gene KBTBD2, whose product is annotated as kelch repeat and BTB domain containing 2. The transcript is spliced from 5 exons. Bases 3846 to 5717 code for a protein of 623 amino acids. The record is from RefSeq and is a predicted model, not a curated record. NCBI's taxonomy places the organism in Eukaryota, Metazoa, Chordata, Testudines, Cheloniidae. Gene Ontology annotation, molecular function: protein binding.
CGGCCCGGCUGUGCCCGGAGACAGGGCCGGCCGCUCGGGGGAUCCUCGCCAUUGGCGGGAGAGGUGUAGGUUCACGGCGGGUGGGCGAUGCGGUGCCUGGGUAACCCCUCAGCGUCGCAGUGGGGCGGGCGCAGCAGGGUGCCGUGCACAGGAUGCCCAUUGUCCGGGGGGGCGGGGAGGAUGUGAAACUUUGAUUUGAGACCCUCUUGCCUGUAAAGCGGUGAUGGGGAGCCUUUGGAGCGAAGGGCGCUGGGAGCUAAUGGCGACCCUGGAGUAGGCAGGACCUCGAAUGGCAUCAAUGCCCAGGGCUGCUGCUUGCGGUGACGUCCAGGCUCCCUCAGUGCUCAAGCGUCGGGUAACUUGAGGGAUUGCUAGUAGUGUUCGGCUUUAACUGGACUCUUAUUGAUUGCUGUUUAAUAUAACAUACUGCUUCCUUUUCGGAUGUGGCUACACAGCUUAAACAUACAAUAUGUCUAGCACAAGAUGUAGAAUAGUUUUGAUGUCUUCCAUCAUGUGCAAAUUAUUUCCCCAUCCUAAACUUUUGAGUUUUCCCUUCAGCAGACAGAAAAUGAUUGGACACAUGCACUAUUGGCUUUUGAAAAAAAUUGAAACUUGGUUAUGAUUUAUAACACUAUAUCUGUUUUUCUAAUUCUUCUAUUUUUAUCAGAUGAGCUGCAAAGCCAAAAAAAAAAAAGUUGACUCUUUUUGCUGCUUUGUGAUAUAAUGAAAGCUCAAAAGAUUUAUUUUUAAAAUUUCCGUUGGUCUCUUUACUUCAGAAAUGUACUUGGGAAGGCUCAACUGAAGAGCAAAUAGGGUUAUUCCUAUUCAAACUUUAUUAAGGCUGGGAGGCUAUAAGGGUAAAGAGCCUUACAAGAAUGUUGUAGUUAAGGAGUUGGGAGAUCAUCAUUAAAAAGUCAGGAAACUUAUAGUGAACGUUAAUUAUCAAGAAACAGAAGCAUUUGAAAAUUCCAUACUGUGUAUUAAUUACCUUAUCUCUGCAAGUCAUAAAACCUGAUCUGGUCAUAGAAGGCAUGCCUGUGGAGACACUUUAGUUCUUUUCCAGUCAUACUUGGGUAAUUGUUCGGCUCAUGAACACUCAAGGCCCAAUUUUGCAAGAUGCUGAGUACUACCCUCGUUACCUUACAAGAUUGGGACACUAAACAAAUAGCAAACUCCACUCUGCUAAGGUGAAUCUUUUAAUUGGGCUGUAUGAUUGUGAAGAAGGGCUGUGUUGGUGCAGUUGCUGUUAAAUUAUUUUAGCUCUUACAAUCUGAGGUCUUUUAUGGGGAGGAUAAGAUAGUUUUCAAUCUUCAAAUUUUUCUAGGACAUCACUGACGGCAAAGUUUAAGAUAAUUUCUGUACUCAGAUGUUUGGAUUUCUCGUCUCAUCAUCAUACUGUUUUGGACAGUUCCAGAAGUUAAGAUAUAUGAUGGAGGUUCUGGAAUUGAAAACUUCAGCUAGCCAAGAAGAGACUGGCUGUUAAUAUCCUAGAGCUCAAGGAAAGAUAAAUUCAUUCUCCCCAUUAAUGAUGGGCUGCCAGUUCUGGACAUCCUGACUCAGUGAACUACAUCCCUAGGCAGGUUGGAUCUUCCCAUUGGAUAAGAAUGCUAGAAAGAUUCACUUGUGGAGGUAGAAAGUCUCCUCUUGAUGUAAUCUCUGUGGCCAGUCGCCAAGCUGUCAGUAUUCUCCUGUUUUCGUCUUUGUGAAGAGGUAUUUUUCUCUAGUAAACCUCCUCCAGGUGGAGGAGAAAAAGACAGUGAAGAAACUGGCAACCACUGAGUAACGUCCAAGCAUGUUUUAAGAGUGGUGUGUAUAAUAUUUCAGAUACUCUGGCUCAUAUGAUGUCUCAAAGUCCACUAUUAGGUCUUUGGAACUCCAUGUCCUCCUCCUUCAGUAUCACAAUCUAUCUGGUGUCUUCAGGUUUUAGGACACAAUUCUACAAGAACUGAUGCCAUGGCAGUAUCAGAACAGGCAGAGGAAAACAUCUAAGACAUGGAACUGCUUCAUCAAUCACCUAUUUCUUAUUCAGUGGCGAGGCUGCGUAUUUGACAUAUUGCCCAAGUGUUCAGAGCUAGUUUUAACUUCUGCUUCUCCCUGUGCUCCACUUUUUGUCAUGGAGAUCUGUUGGCAUGGUUGAUUUAAAUGAACAAUUUUAAUCUUAUUUAGCAUUUGUAUUUUUUCAGGUAUUUUCAUUGAGAGGUUCCUUCUUAUUGGUUGGUAUAACUAUAUUAAAGCAUGUUGAUUUGCAACUAAAUAUAGCUUUUAUACCAAAUUUGGUGAUACUUUGUGAACUAGGAAGAUACAAAAAGAAAAGGAGUACUUGUGGCACCUUAGAGACUAACAAAUUUAUUUGAACAUAAGCUUUCAUGAGCUACAGCUAUACAGGCUUAUUUAAGCAGUUAUGUAGCUCAACAUUUAUUCACAUAACUCUUACAUUAUGUUAGAAGAUGGCGAAUGACAUACUUAUUUACUAGAUUUUUUUUUUUGCUUAUUUGUGAGCUGCAUUUGGAUGAAAAUUGGAAUUCUAUUAAAAAGGGAAAACUGAAAUUUAUUUUAAUUGUCUUAAAUGUGCUGGAUAAUAAGAAAAACCAAGCUGGUCAAAACAUAAAUUUUGCUUUUAAAACUGAUUUAUUAAGCAGAAGAGGAGGUAUUCAUUGUAGUUAGUGAAUUGAUGGAUUGUUCCUGGUCACCCUGGACCAGAUUUUCAAAGGUGCCUAAAGAUAUGGAUAAGUGCUUUUGAGAAAUCUCAUUAGAUGCCUGUGCGUAUGUUUAAGGCACCUAGAAUACCUUUGAAAAUCUGGCUCCAUGGUUUUCAAGUUAUUAGAAUUAGUAGAUCUCAUCCUCUCCCACCUGGUUUUUAUUCAUACAUGAGAAGAGGGAAAACAGGCUUUCCUGCUCUUUCAACUCAGUCUGUUACUCAACUUUAACUGAACUUGUCCAAACAAAGAAAAUAUUUUCUCUGCACCUGUCUAAACUGAAACCAAAGGUAAUAAAUUCAAAUAUUUUUCUGUUCAGCACGGCACUUGGUCCAUUAUAAAGAUUGAAAAUAACAGAUACUUAAUGCCAUCCAUAACAGUGACAUGUCAACACAGAACUUGAGUUGAUCACCAAAAGUUAUAUAAAUUAAAAAAGCAGCACCCUUUAACUCAUUAAAGUUUUGAGAGCUCAUUGAUGCAACAUAUCUUUAAUUUAAGUGAUUUUAAUAAAUUAGUUUUAACAUAGGUUGUCAAACGUCAAAGUUAAGCAGUUUUUAAAAGAAAAAUGUAUUAGAUUUUUUUAAUUAAGUCACUUAUUUUUAAUACAUCCUGUCACUUGGUUGGUUUUGUUGCAGCUUGAUGUGGAACUGCUGUGGAUCAGUGGAUAACUGAGGUCAUUCUGCUUGAAUAUGCUUUCCAGUUCACUCUAGCCUCUCAACUCUUCCCCACCAGUGCCUCUUUAGUAUUCUACCUGAAAACUGAACACGUCUUCUACAAUUUUUAAGAUUAUAAGCCACUGAUCAUGAGAUGUUUCCACGAAAUCUACCUCAGACCUCACUUUUGCUCAUUAAUGUGCUGCACCAUUACAGAUCUCAGCAGGAGCUCUGCAAACACUCUUGAAAAAGUCUCGAGAGAACAGAUUGUGACACCAAAUCAGUGCGUGAUGACCUAGUAUUAGGUUGAAGUCUGAAACAUUCGUGAUACAGCAGUCCAAGAUAACACUGCCUAAUGUAUCGAUAUAAUUUCUAAAUGCUACAAGCAGCUCCUGCAGUUUCUUCUUGUUAUACCAGAAACAUUCAUUUGACCUUUCUCCUGCAGAAAGAUCCUUGCUUCUAUAAUCUAGUCUGGAAAUAUUAAUGGAACACAGUCAUGUCUACUCAGGACGAAAGGCAGAUCAAUACCGAAUAUGCUGUAUCCUUGCUGGAGCAGUUAAAAUUGUUCUAUGAACAGCAAUUGCUAACUGACAUAGUGUUGAUUGUUGAGGGCACUGAAUUCCCCUGCCAUAAGAUGGUUCUUGCAACAUGCAGCUCUUAUUUCAGGGCCAUGUUCAUGAGUGGGCUAAGUGAAAGUAAACAAACACAUGUACAUCUAAGGAAUGUGGAUGCAGCCACUUUACAAAUUAUAAUAACUUAUGCAUACACGGGUAACUUGGCAAUAAGUGACAGCACGGUAGAACAGCUUUAUGAGACUGCUUGCUUCUUACAGGUAGAAGAUGUGUUACAGCGAUGCCGAGAAUAUUUAAUUAAAAAAAUAAAUGCAGAGAACUGUGUGCGGUUACUAAGUUUUGCUGAUCUCUUCAGCUGUGAAGAGUUAAAACAAAGUGCUAAGAGAAUGGUAGAGCACAAGUUCACUGCUGUGUACCACCAAGAUGCUUUCAUGCAACUGUCACAUGAUCUACUGAUAGAUGUUUUAAGCAGUGACAACUUAAAUGUGGAAAAAGAGGAGACAGUUCGUGAAGCUGCUAUGUUAUGGCUGGAAUACAACACAGAAUCACGAUCACAGUAUUUGUCCUCUGUUCUUAGCCAAAUCAGAAUUGAUGCACUUUCAGAAGUAACACAGCGAUCCUGGUUUCAAGGAUUACCACCUAAUGAUAAAUCGGUGGUGGUGCAAGGAUUAUACAAAUCUAUGCCCAAAUUUUUCAAACCAAGACUUGGUAUGACUAAAGAGGAGAUGAUGAUAUUCAUUGAAGCUGCUGCUGAAAACCCUGGUAGUCUUUACUCUUCUGUCUGUUAUAGCCCCCAGGCAGAAAAAGUUUACAAGCUUUGCAAUCCUCCUGCUGACUUGCAUAAGGUUGGAACACUUGUAACUCCUGAUAAUGAUAUCUAUAUAGCAGGUGGGCAAGUUCCUCUGAAAAACACAAAAACCAAUCACAGUAAAACUAGCAAACUUCAGGCUGCCUUCAGAACUGUGAAUUGCUUUUACUGGUUUGAUGCACAGCAAAACACUUGGUUUCCAAAGACUCCAAUGUUGUUUGUUCGUAUAAAGCCAUCCUUGGUCUGCUGUGAAGGAUACAUCUAUGCAAUUGGAGGAGAUAGCGUAGGUGGAGAACUCAACAGAAGAACUGUGGAAAGAUAUGAUACUGAGAAAGAUGAAUGGACCAUGGUAAGCCCAUUGCCUUGUGCAUGGCAGUGGAGUACAGCAGUAGCGGUUCAUAACUGCAUUUAUGUAAUGGCCCACAACUUGAUGUACUGUUAUUUUCCCAGGUCGGAUGCUUGGAUAGAAAUGGCUAUGAGACAAACUAGUAGAUGCUUUGCUUCUGCUGCUGCUUUUGGUGACAAAAUAUUCUAUAUUGGAGGAUUGCAUAUUGGCAGCAAUUCUGGUAUAAGACUCCCAACUAGCACUGUAGAUGGGUCUUCCGUAACUGUGGAAGUCUAUGAUGUGAAUAAAAAUGAAUGGAGAAUGGCAGCUAAUAUCCCUGCCAAACGGUAUUCUGACCCUUGUGUUAGAGCUGUUGUAAUCUCCAAUUCUUUAUGUGUCUUCAUACGAGAAACCCACAUGAAUGAGAGAGCCAAGUAUGCCACCUACCAAUAUGAUCUGGAGCUUGAUCGGUGGUCUCUACGACAGCAUAUAUCAGAACGUGUGCUCUGGGACUUAGGAAAAGACUUCCGAUGCACUGUAGGUAAGCUGUACCCAUCUUGCCUUGAAGAGUCCCCAUGGAAACCUCCAACAUAUCUCUUUUCACCAGAUGGGGCUGAUGAGUUUGAGCUGGAUGGGGAGAUGGUUACCCUGCCACCCGUAUAGCUCCCAAAUUAGAGACUGCACACCUGCUUCUGGGCUCAGUUACCUUGAAAUAGAAACUUUAAUGAAAGAACAGGGCUGGAAAUUGAAACAUUAAACCUGUUUUUCAUAAUUGUAUUUUUAUGCCCUACUUAACAUUUGCAGUCAUUCAGUAUGAAUCAUUGACUUUUAUAAGCAGAUAUGCUUCCAUAAUCUGAGAUACUAUCUGAUAAUUGAGAGAAACCUAUAUGUAUAUCAUGAGCUUAAGCAUCUGACUACUGUCUGAAGAAUUAAUUUCUAGUCCUAUGAAGUCUUUCAGUUCAAGAAGAAUCACAGCAGUUACUGUUGCUAGGAUGGUAUGUCACAAUUGUUCUGAAAAUAUCUUCCAGUUAUAUUUGAACUACUUCUGGAUAUUCUACUUUAGUGCUCGUUAUAUAAUUUUCAAUGUGGCCUAAGUAAUGGAAUGUGCUGCACUUAACACCAAUAUCCGUAUCGGUAUAGUAACGUCAUUUAAAAGAAAAAUAAACAAAUCCCAUGGAUCUACCUGUGGUAGGAAGGGUAGAUCUUCCUUUGUAUGGUAACAUGCAGGGCAAAAUGACUGCGGGUUCAGUCAAGGUGUAUUAAGUGCAUGUAUUCUAUUUUCACUAACUUAUACCUGUCUGUUUAGAAUACAGGUCUUCCAAGCAGCUGGUGGUUUACCAGAUGUGGACUUAAAUUGCUGGGCUUGCAAUAGGAAUUGCCAGCCACUCAUAGUGCGGGUCUGUGUGGAGCUUUAAUCAAUAAAUGCCUCCACAUUCUGUAUUACAGUAACAUUGGCUCAUGUAUAAUACUUCCUGCUGCUGAUGUAUUUUUCCAAUGUAAAACAAAGUUUUAGUGUGGAUUAACCAGGUCUUUAUUUUUUGUUAAUUUAAUAACAAGCAUUACUGUAGUGUGAUUGUGUAUAGAUAUCCUUUAGCUAUCAGGUUUUUUACUUUUUGGGGGGGAGCGAAUUGUUCAGGAAUAUUCUGUACGCUGUGUGCAGGAGAGCAGAUGACUAGUGCUGCUCUGGCAUUAAUCCCAGGAACCACUAGCAGUAGCGGGGCGCCGCCAAUCUAACAUGAACACAGGUGCUUCAUGACAACCUUACUAGCAUGUUCAGCUGCAUCAUGUUCUGGCACUGUAUUUUGAAUGACAUUAAUUUAUUAAAAAAAAGACUGAAUCUAAA